This is a messenger RNA of Melospiza georgiana, 6490 nucleotides long. RefSeq names its product kelch repeat and BTB domain containing 2 (gene KBTBD2). Gene Ontology annotation, molecular function: protein binding. Bases 3428 to 5299 code for a protein of 623 amino acids. The record is from RefSeq and is a predicted model, not a curated record. Lineage: Eukaryota; Metazoa; Chordata; Aves; Passeriformes; Passerellidae. The transcript is spliced from 4 exons.
UUUCAUAGAUCUUUUACAUGUUUCCCAUCAUUUUAUGGAAAGUUAGGCAUCCAAUCUGACAGACUAAUUAAUGGGAUUUUCAAAAGGAAUCAGAAUCUCUUAAAAAACCCCAAACAAAAGAUGCCUAUGUAUCUUUUUCUCUGCUUCUAAUUUGGGUAGAAAAUAAAUUAAUUUUUUAAUAAGUCCAUUUGAAGAAUAUUAUGUCUGUGUAUCUUAUAUGUUUCCCUACCAAACUGGAAAUAGUCAAUAUACCUGUUUGUAGUGCAGCAUGUAUCAAUCAAUCUUUGCCUGACCUCAGAAAAUAAAUAGAUUCAAGGAAGGCAAUUAAUAGCCUAUCCCAUAACUCAUUAACAUUUGAUGACUAAUUUUCUGAAUGGUCUCAUUCAGAUUUGAAGUACAUGAACAAGUGUUAACAAGCCACCUCAUUAAAAUUACUUAAGCAAAAAGGAAUAAUUACUUAAAAACAAACCCUCUUAUCAAGGUGUUACUUAAUGUUGCUCUGCAGCUUGAUAGGGAGGUACUUUAUAUCACCUGGUGAUUACAUGGUUUCAUUUGCAGUGUAGCACCCUGUGGCCUUCCAGCCAUCCUGCCAGUCCUGUUUGGGAUAGCUGCCUUCCAAGAAACAGCCCAGAACAAAAUGGACACUCCAGUGACAUUUCUGAAGAGGAAAGUCUCAUUCCUAGAACUUGUAUUCAGGGAUUAUUUUUAUUCUGUCAGAAUUUCAGUUCAGGAUAUAAAGCUAACUUUAGCCAUAGAUCUUUUAAUCCAGAAAUGAGAAAUGUCCACUGCUGCCUAGUUAUUGGGACACCAGCAGACAGUAGUGCAUCUGUAGACAUUUCCUCAAGUCCCCAGUUUUUCAUUUAUCUCAGAUCCAAUGACUGUGAGCCAGCCAGGCACAGAGCAAUGAGAGAGAUGUUGGGUUGGGACUGGCUAAGGCUCUUUCCUCCUUUGGAAGUCCAUGGCUUUGGACAAGUUGCUUUUUAUUUCGAUGCCUCAGUUUUUCAGCCUCAAAGUGAGGAGAGUAUCUCCUUUAAAAUAGUCUUGAACUCUCCAAAGAGGUGUGAGAGGUAAUCUUGGAUGAUUUUCCAGGCACUAAAUGAUGUUACUACCAUUAUCCUAAUGUUUUGAACAGAUUCAGUUCUCUUGGGCAAAUGACAAUGUAAAUUAUGGCAAUUUUGGACCAGUAAUUCAGAGAUCCUUGAUGUAUUUGUUUCCAUUACAAGGGAAUGGGAUGCGAGUCCUGACUCUGUGACAAAUACAAAACUUUGUUCUUUAGCAAAUGGUUAUUGUUGGCAGUGUGGAUGUGGAAAACGGGAAUCGUGUACGUAGCAUGUUCCUACCAUGUGCACUUCCCUGGAGUACACGACAGAUGGUUUUCUGUAAACCAAAGGCUCCAGCUUUGUGAGUGUAUGGUUCAAAGGUGAUCCACAUCACAUAAAUGUUCUGCAACAGGAUUCCUGUCAUCUCCUCAAUCUUUUCUGCUACUGAGGGUCGUACUCAAAUGUUCCAGUUAUUUAUAGUAAUUAAUUUCACAGUUUCAACAUGUCUUCUGCUGAACAGGUCUGCUUUUUCAGUUAUUGACUGUCAGCAGCUUUCUGCCAAAAAUGUCUUUAAUCUUACGAGCAGGUGUAUAUCAAUUCCUCCUGGCAUCCUUGACUUGUUCUGGUACCUAAUGACUGAACCAGUGCAUAUUGGUUUUCUUUUUUUUCCUGUUUCUGAAAAAAAUAUUUCUAUUCUUUACCAUUACAUCAGAAAAGGAAGUUAUGGUAUCAAUGAGUUCUUUUGCUAAAGCUUUGUGUUACUGAUGCUCUGCCCAUACAGAGCUUAAUCCACCAGCUUGUAUUGUUCUUGAAACUUUACUCCUAAGCCAGGACAAACAAUGCUGUAGGGAGACUUGGGAUACCAGCAGAGCCACAAGCUAUUUAUUGCUGUGGGCCUAGCACACGUAGGGAGUCUGUGUCUGUAGCUGUUUAAAGUUCAGUGCAAAGUCUGUCAAUGGAUUGGGUUGCAGGGUGAGCUGUUCCCAGAGUAGCAGCAGGGUGGGCAGUAGUGCAGAGAUGAGAUGCACACUGUCUUGGUGGAAAGGAGCUGUGACCUGAGGCAGAAGGUCAUGCUUUAGAUGGAGCAGUAUCUCUAUAUCCUCCAUGCAUUUAUGGUUUAGUGACUUCAGAGGUUACCUGGAAGGUGAAGGUCUCCAGUCAAGACUUGUGCUAGUAUCUGUUAUUGUAGCACACAGUAGUAUCUACUCCUUCCCCCAGGUAUCAAAGCCUUUUCUGUUUUCCUCAAUUAACUGCCUUCACCUCAACAGUGGGCAUUGGGUUUGACCAGUUGAGCUGUUUUCCAGUUAAACAACCAGGGAACACUAGGAGUUUGAGAUUCCUGUUUGUGUAUAUUUAUCACUGAAAAAGAAAAAGAUGGGGCACACUAAAUUAGUAGUAAUUAAAGUGGCAUUAAUUAAGUAUAUCUGUUUCAAGUGAGUGAAUGUUGAAAGACAGCUGUUUCUGAAUUGUAUUACAGGCAGGGCUGUGUUGAAACAGUAGAUCUUUGGUGUGGCUUGCAGGUAUUUCAACUGUCUUGGUCUUACACUAAAUCUUAUGUUUUUGUGUGGAAUUUAAGGAAUGUCAUUUCACCCAAGUUGUUUCUCUGUUCAUCAUGAACUGUAGUGAUAGUGAUAUCUUAGACACAAGACAAACAUGUCCUGGCUGUUCCUCAGUUCUGGAAUGCAGAAGAACAUUGCAAGAUUAAAUAAAUCUGGAAGCAUUUGAUAGCUGUGGUACUCUGGUGCCCCUUAUGAUGGUAAUUUUACUGUCACAACUAUCCUAUUCUUAAUUAGGUUUUUGUGUUCAAGUGGAAGAUGAAAUAAAACCUGACCCUAUUUUUAAGAGGAGAAAUGUCCAAACAAGAUAAUAGACCUUGGCAGCCACUGUAGGUGUUUUGAGCCUUGCUAUUCCAGCAUCCCUUUGCUCCUGUUUCCUUGUUUUUCUUUUCUCCUGUCUGCAGCAGUGAAGCUUACCUGGCUGUAUGGAAAUUACUCAGAAGGAAAAACAAGGGAAUGUGAAAAAUUAAUAGUCAGUCAAGUGCAGCCACUGAACACGAGAUGUUACCACAAAAUCUACCUCAGACUUCACUUUUGUUCAUUCAGUUGCUGCGCCCUAGAUCUCAGCGGGAGCUCUGCAGACACUCCUGAAAGCCUCUGAACAGAUUGGGACAUCAAGUCACAGCAUGAUGACCUAAUAGGAGGUCAAAGUCUGAAACAUUGAUUCAGCAGUUCAAGAUAACACUGCCCUUUUAUCAGUAUCACUUCUGAAGGCUACAGACCUCCUGCCAUUUCUUUCCUGGCUACUUCAGAAACACUCAGCUGACCUUUCUUUGGUGAAGAAAUCUUGACUUUUCUCUCUGGUCCUGGAAAUAUUAAUGGAAUACAGUCAUGUCUACCCAGGACGAGAGGCAGAUAAAUACAGAGUAUGCUGUAUCCUUGUUGGAGCAGUUGAAAUUCUUUUAUGAACAGCAGUUGCUAACUGACAUAGUGUUGAUUGUUGAGGGCACUGAAUUUCCCUGCCAUAAGAUGGUUCUUGCAACGUGCAGCUCAUAUUUCAGAGCAAUGUUCAUGAGCGGGCUGAGCGAGAGCAAACAGACACAUGUACACCUGAGGAAUGUGGAUGCAGCCACUCUGCAGAUCAUCAUCACGUACGCGUACACGGGUAACCUGGCAAUAAGCGACAGCACAGUAGAGCAGCUCUACGAAACUGCCUGCUUCUUACAGGUAGAUGAUGUGUUACAGCGAUGUAGAGAAUACUUAAUCAAAAAAAUUAAUGCAGAAAAUUGUGUGCGUCUAUUAAGCUUUGCUGAUCUCUUCAGCUGUGAGGAGUUAAAACAGAGUGCUAAAAGAAUGGUGGAGCACAAGUUCACAGCUGUGUACCACCAGGAGGCUUUCAUGCAACUGUCACAUGAUCUACUGAUAGAUAUUUUAAGCAGUGACAAUUUAAAUGUGGAAAAGGAGGAGACAGUGCGUGAGGCUGCUAUGUUAUGGCUGGAGUACAACACGGAAUCCCGCUCGCAGUAUUUGUCCUCUGUUCUUAGCCAAAUCCGGAUCGAUGCACUUUCAGAAGUAACACAGAGAGCCUGGUUUCAAGGCUUGCCACCUAAUGAUAAAUCAGUGGUGGUGCAAGGACUGUACAAAUCGAUGCCCAAAUUUUUCAAGCCCAGACUUGGCAUGACAAAAGAGGAGAUGAUGAUAUUCAUCGAAGCUGCUGCUGAAAACCCUGGUAGUCUUUACUCUUCUGUCUGUUACAGCCCACAGGCAGAGAAAGUUUACAAACUCUGCAACCCUCCCGCCGACCUGCAUAAGGUUGGGACGCUGGUAACUCCCGAUAAUGACAUCUAUAUAGCAGGUGGGCAAGUUCCUCUGAAGAACACAAAAACCAAUCACAGUAAAAGCAGCAAACUGCAGGCUGCCUUCAGGACUGUGAAUUGCUUUUACUGGUUCGACGCGCAGCAGAACACUUGGUUCCCCAAGACGCCGAUGCUCUUUGUGCGCAUCAAGCCGUCGCUGGUGUGCUGCGAGGGAUACAUCUACGCCAUCGGGGGCGACAGCGUCGGCGGGGAGCUCAACAGGAGGACUGUGGAGAGGUACGACACCGAGAAGGACGAGUGGACCAUGGUGAGCCCCCUGCCCUGCGCGUGGCAGUGGAGCACGGCCGUGGCGGUGCACAACUGCAUCUACGUCAUGGCGCACAACUUGAUGUACUGCUACUUCCCCCGCUCGGACGCCUGGGUGGAGAUGGCCAUGCGGCAGACGAGCAGAUGUUUCGCCUCAGCCGCUGCUUUUGGCGAUAAGAUAUUCUAUAUCGGAGGGCUGCAUAUUGCCAGCAAUUCUGGGAUAAGGCUGCCCAGCAGUACUGUGGAUGGGUCUUCUGUAACGGUGGAGAUCUACGACGUGAAUAAAAACGAAUGGAGGAUGGCAGCCAACAUCCCUGCCAAGCGCUAUUCCGACCCGUGCGUCAGGGCCGUCGUCAUCUCCAAUUCCUUGUGUGUCUUUAUACGGGAGACCCACAUGAACGAGAGAGCCAAGUAUGCCACCUACCAGUAUGACCUGGAACUCGACCGCUGGUUCCUGAGGCAGCACAUAUCGGAGCGCGUGCUGUGGGACCUGGGCAAAGACUUCCGGUGCACUGUAGGAAAGCUGUAUCCGUCCUGCCUUGAAGAGUCCCCGUGGAAACCUCCAACGUAUCUCUUCUCGCCAGACGGAGCUGAUGAAUUCGAGCUGGAUGGGGAGAUGGUUACUUUACCACCUGUAUAGCUCCCAAAUUAGACUGCACAACUGAGUCUGUGCUCAGUUAUAAAAUAAUAAAAGAAAUAAAUGGCUGUGAAAGAACAGGUCUGGGGACAGAAAUCUCAGAGCUGUCUUUCAUGAGUUGUAUUUUUAUGCCCUACCUAACACUUGCCGCAUUCAGUAUGAAUUAGUGAAAAGAGCAGAUAUGCUUCUAUAAUCUCAAAUACUAUUAUCAGAUAAUUGAGAAAAAUAUAUGUAUAUCAUGAACUUGAGCAUCUGACUUGUCUAAAGAAUUAAUUCUAGCUCUAUAAAGUCUCCAUUCAGGAAAAUUAGCUUAAGGAAAAAAGUAGUUAUUGUUUCUAGGAUGAUGUCACAACUCUUUUGAAAGUAUCUUCCAGUUACAUUUUAACUACUUCUGGAUAUUCUGCUUAAGUGCUAGUUAUAUAAUUGUCAGUGUGGCCUAAUUAAAGGACUGUGCUGCACUUACUAAAUACUAAUAUCUAUGUGGGUAUAGUAAUGCCAUUAAAAAAAAAAGAAACAAAUCCCAUGGAUCUACACCUGUGGUAGGAAGGGUAGAUCUUCCAUUGUAUGGUAACAUGCUGGGCAAAAUGACUGCAGGUUCAGUCAAGCUGUAUGAUGAGUUGCAUGUAUUCUAUUUUCACUAACUUAUACCUGUCUAUUUAGAAUACAGGUCUUCCAAGCAGCUGGUAGAUUACCAGGUGUGGACUUAAAGUUGCUGGGCUUGCGAUAGGAAUUGCCAGCCCUCAUAGUGCGGGUCUAUGUGGGGCUUUAAUCAGUAAAUGCCUCCACAUUCUGUAUUACAGUAACAUUGGCUCAUGUAUAUUACUUCCUGCUGCUGAUGUAUUUUUCCAUUGUAAAAUGAAGUUUUAGUGUGGAUUAACCAGGUCUUUAUUUUCUGUUAAUUUAAUAACAAGCAUUACUGUAGUGUGAUUGUGUAUAGAUAUCCCUUAGCUGUCAGGUUUUUUACUUUGGGGGGGGAAGCAAACUUCAGGAAUAUCCUGUGCUGUGUGUGCAGGAGAGCAGAUGCCUAGUGCUGCUCUGGCAUUAAUCCCAGGAACCACUAGCAGUAGCGGGGUGCCGCCAACCUAACAUGAACACAGGUGCUUCAUGACAAACCUUACUAGCAUGUUCAGCUGCAUCAUGUUCUGGCACUGUAUUUUGAAUGACAUUAAUUUAUUAAAAAAGACUGAAUCCAAA